UAUAAAGAUUUCAAUGAGGCUGUUCGUAGUGGUAAACAAAAAUACAAAGCCAAGACUUACGAAUGGUAUACACUUCACUUUUUCUUAACAAGAGCAAUACGAAAGCUGAAGAAAAUACAGAAUGAAUGUGUGACAACUUAUCGUCGUACACAUUCGACAUAUGUGAAAGAGAAUGUUUUAAACACAGAGGUUCGUUUUGGCUCAUUUGCAUCCUCCUCUUUUGAUCAACAAGUAAUAAGUGGUUUUGGAGAUAAGUCCUGUUUUGAAAUCUACACUUGUUUUGGUGCUGAUCUGACAGAAUAUUCUCAGCAUCCUAAAAUGCAAGAGGUGCUGAUUCCUCCAUAUGAAACGUUUAAAGUCAAGGAGAUCAAGGAGAAAACAAAUAAGAACAAUCUCUGGUGUGACACUGUGUACAAGCUGGAAAGCUUUCAAGAAAGAAGUGACCUGAGAUGUGCAAUAGUGAAUAUGAUUAACUCUGAAAAAAAAUAAUUUCUUUAAAAAAUAAUGCUUUGUGCUGUGAUCAGGGUAACAGUUUGGUAACAAUUACCAAAAAGGUAACAAUGUUGUAUCAAAUGUGGUCAUCUGUAUUUUAUUUUAGUCAAGUCAUGUAACUCUGCACAACAAUUUGACACGUCUAAACACAUUUUACCACCCUGAUUUUUGUAAUUGUUUUCUAGUGAUUAAAAGCACAUUUUACUCAAAAAUGAAAAUUCUGUUAUCUUUUACCAUUCCAAACCUGUAUAUUUUUCUAUGUACUUGAACAGUUUGUACAUCCAACCUCGUUUCAAAACCAUGAGGGCAAACGGUUGAAGAAACACAUUCUGAAAAACACAGAGCUGAACACACACACACACACACACACACAUACAAUUUCUGAACACUGAACAUUGACUCUCAGGCUUUAUUGGGGCAUUAGGACUCACACAGGCCAUGAUGUGGUCAAUGGGUGAGUUGGAGUAUCUGUAAAGGUGGGAGUAUUUUCAUGUCACACAUAUGGUUGAUCUCUAGUAGUUAAAAUAUCUGACCUGGAGAUUACUGUAUUGAGAGAAUUUUUUUACAUCACACAAGGAUGGGGCAAUAUUUCCUACAACAGUUUCAAACUGAGAACAAUACUUGUGGCAUAUCCAUUACAGUAGUUCAAUGUGGUCUUAUAUUGUAGAGAACAAUAUUCCUCUGUCUGGCAGUCAGGGGAGGCUCAUCUGUAAUCUCUGCUGCGGCAAAGUCCUGGACUGUAAAUAUCUCUCGAUUGAAGGGCCAAAAGCCACACGUUCAGGACUCUUUAACUUCCUCCUCCACAUUUACAGAUUAUAGUAAACCUGUGCAAACAGUCCAGCCAUCUAGAUAGAAAUCCUUUUGCCGGUGUUUAACCCCAUCCAACUAUCUGCUGCCCUGUUGUAGUAAAACUUUAAACUACUGAAAAUGUUCGAUCAAGAAGCUGCAUUUUGAGACGUAUGUGGGGCUAAUGUGAUCGUGAUGACUCCUCUUUGUUGAGCAAGUGUGACCACUUUCAGUGUUUUAUGCGAGUGGCGACCAUCUAAAAUGUGUGCACGGGGGUGUGGCCGUGGACUUCAAUCAUUUCAUUGAUGUAACCUAAAUGUUUCAUUUACCCUGCAUGCACGUUGAGGAGUAGGCCUAUGUUAAAAAGUGAAAAAUAUACAAAAAAUUAUGCAUCAUUUUUUUUUUAAUUGUCAGGUUUAUAGCUCUCGUUUGUAGUAGUUACAAUACUAUGGCGCUUCAAGUCAAGAGCACUAUAUGAUUUAUUUCGAAUGUUGAAUUCCCAGAUUAUUUGGCUAAAAAAAGUAAUAACGAAUAAGUCAAUACAUAAAUACAAACAAGAUGGGCAAAGUGCCAAAUCAGUAGCCAGGUAUUUGUAUUUAUUUACUGAAAUAAAUAAUUGAAAAUAAAUAAAUAAAUCACAGUGCUCUUGACUGUGCUAGAUUAAAGGGCAUUUCAAGCGAAGGAGAAGCUCAAUGGUUGCUGUUGUAACAAACAAUGCCAGCUAAAGAAAACAUCUGCAUCUUUAGGCAUGCUGUACAAAUAUUGUAUUACAAACAAGAGCUAAAAACCUAACAAAAAAAAAAAAAAAAAAAAACAUUUAUGCUUAAUUUUUAGUAUAUUUUCACUUAGUAGGCCUAUUUCAUUUAAGACUUCUCAUUCGACAUUGAUGCACUGCAUUCUGAUCAGCCUUUUGGUGCUGUUUGUCCCAGGUAUGGGUUUUAUUGGGUUUUGUCAUGUUCUGUGUUAAAAUAUCAGCCCCAGCUGACUGUUAGCUAUUAACACAAAAUAUGUAAAAUGAUGGUUAAGUUUAUAGUUUCUCUGUAUUAAAGGUAAUACAGAGGAUGUUUUCGACGACUGAGAAACCGAAGACCGUUAGUGAGUUUUUGAAAUGAGCGCAUGCGUAAGAACAGCCCCCCUCCUUCACAUUUCGAGGGAACGCCUCCCAAAACUCGUGCACGAGUAUUAGAAUACGAGUGUUUACCACCUGCAUUCGCUGUGUAGUGUUAGUGGAUUCAUUAUGUCGGACUCACCGCAGGUAACUCAUAAUCUGCAGUUGUUACUCCUGUCUCCUGACAAAAACAUUGCAUGCGGCGCCUGUGGAGUGUGGAAAGUUACUGGAGCGCGCAGCCGCGCAGGUCUCUCACAAGGAACGUCAGGGCAGUGAUUGACAAGCCAGAGGGCCAAUCGUUUACGCGAUGAUCGCGUAAACGAUUGGCUGAUGUUCUUAAGGCCCUACCUCGUGCACAGAUGAUGUAUAUUAAUAUUAUUCCUUUCAGUGCACCUAAUAAAUAGUCUUUUAUCAGUUAGUAAAGACAGUUUCAAGUAAUAUUGCAAAAAUGUAUAAAACAAAACAUCCUCUUUAGCACCUUUAAUGUGAAUUGUCUGCAUUUGUCACGAUCACCAGUGAGAGUGCCUGUCAUUGCCAUCAGAGGGCACUCCAACCCGCACUACUAUUAUUGUCAAAGACUCCAUUACCCAUAACACACUGCCUGGUCAAUCUGCCAUUAUUGUUCACAAUAAUGUAGACAAUAUGGGACAAUAGUUGCUUUUUUUUUUUUUUUUUUUUUUUUUUUUUAAUUUUGCCUUUUUCUUGGAUUUCCCUUUUGCCUGUUCCCUGCCAUAUUUGUUUGUUUGGACUGCCUGCCAGUGUUUUGUCCUUUUGCCUGUUAUUUUUGAUCAUGGUUCUGGAUUGUCCCUUAAAUAAAGCUGCAUUUGGAUCUCCAACCUUUGAGUCUCAGAGCAGUUCAGUGCCUGAAUUAGUGUGUUAUAUUAAUUUUCUUUAAUGUAUGCUUUAUUUAGAAUUUUGUGUGUGUGUGUGUGUGUGUGUGUGUGUGUGUAUAUAUAUAUGAUUUUAUUCAUCCUACUGUAUAUACAAUACAUAUUGCACAAAUCUGUAUGUCUUCUGUUCCAGAUGUAUACCACAUUAUUAUUUAUUUUACUUAUUUAUUAUUUUCUUAGUUGUACUUAUUUAAAUGUUCUUUCUGUUCUCAUGUCAUAUGUAUGUGUAUAUGUGUGUACCAAGAGCUCCUGAGAAAACCACAACACAUUUCUGCACACCUGGCAAAUAAAAGCUCAUUCUGAUUCUGAUUCUGAUAUGAUAUCAUGUUUUUAUGUUUAUGUGUGAAUUUCCAAACAGUAGGACAGCAGGAUCUUUCAAAAUUCUAAUUUACGUGUUCAUUUAGCUUAGCUAAAAUGGAUGAAACAGAUGUUCAAAUGUUCAUUUUCACUUAAAAGCAAAAGAUAAAUGAUCCGCC
This is a messenger RNA of Ctenopharyngodon idella (grass carp), 3752 nucleotides long. RefSeq names its product ecto-ADP-ribosyltransferase 5-like. The transcript has a single exon. Gene Ontology annotation, molecular function: NAD+ poly-ADP-ribosyltransferase activity; NAD+-protein-arginine ADP-ribosyltransferase activity. The annotation marks the transcript as partial. Lineage: Eukaryota; Metazoa; Chordata; Actinopteri; Cypriniformes; Xenocyprididae. The record is from RefSeq and is a predicted model, not a curated record.